AAAAUCCUUUAUAGAAAAUGAGGUUCUGCUUAUACAGUGGAUUGAAGAUCCCCCAGCAUGGGAUGUGCUUCCAACAAGUAAAAUUAUAAAUGGCUGCUGUGAAAUUGGGGGCAUAUGUGAUGUUUCAUACAAAGAAGAAUCCAGCCCAGCAAAAAUUUUAAACAUUGGAAGUAGAUCUGCAAUGCUGAAACAGCUUCACUCUUUAGAAAAAAAUCAGUCCAUCAAUGAAACCAGACCUGGAGAGAAUGGAGAAUUAGGGAGAGGGCACCGCCAGAAGUACCGCAGAAUACUGUCUGAAUCGGAGACCAGUGAGGAGUAUGAGUCUGUCAAUAAACAAGUUGCUGCAAAAAACAUCAACAGGAUAAGAGCCAGAUCCUUUCUACAGCAGUAUCAGCAAGAAAAAGUGAAAAUCGGCCCCAACACAUCGAUCACAGCAGACCAGUUUGCCCAUAUAAAAUGGACAGAGCCAAAAAAAGCCACAAAAGACCUAUUAAUUGCAGUGUUUGGAAGAGAAACCAUUUCAACGCACUGUUACACAGGAAAAAGUUCAAAUGCUUUCAAGAAUAAGGCAGCAAAGCUUCAACUGGACAGUCUUAAAGUUUCUGACAUCAUUAGCUACAUCAAAACUAAAUUCAGCACAGAACCAAGUGUAAUUAAGAAGGCCAUCUCCGAGAAAUGUGCAGAUGAAUUCAAGCUAUCAAAAAGGCGCCACAGCAAUUGUGUGUGAGGCAUCGAUUGGUUCAGGAUGGUUUUUAGAUGUUUAUAUACAUAUAUGUAUAUAAUUGUUUUGUCUUUUUGUUAAAGCCUGCAAUAAAUAUAAUGUAGUGAAUAUUAAAAGAAAAUAAAUAAAAAUAAACUAAUAGUGAAAAUUCAAUAAUAAAGUAAUUCAAGUUAUGAAGGGAUGAAAGAAAUAAAUACAAAUAAAACAA
Molecule: messenger RNA, 929 nt
Organism: Onychostoma macrolepis
Lineage: Eukaryota; Metazoa; Chordata; Actinopteri; Cypriniformes; Cyprinidae
Product: protein insensitive-like
Exons: 5
Coding region: 182-727 (181 amino acids)
Biological process (GO): negative regulation of Notch signaling pathway; positive regulation of neuron differentiation
Cellular component (GO): nucleus
Molecular function (GO): transcription corepressor activity; DNA binding
Source: RefSeq, a predicted model, not a curated record